Molecule: messenger RNA, 5075 nt
Organism: Oenanthe melanoleuca
Lineage: Eukaryota; Metazoa; Chordata; Aves; Passeriformes; Muscicapidae
Exons: 10
Coding region: 2277-4181 (634 amino acids)
Source: RefSeq, a predicted model, not a curated record
ACAAAAUAAAAUUAACAUGAAGCACUGACAUGAUUAUGAAACAUUAUUGUGAAACUUUAACAUACAAUGGAUAGGUGGUUUUUUUAAAUGGAAUUUUAAUGUAGGCUCCCUUGUUUUAUUUUAGGGACUUAUAACUGCUGUGUUAAUUCCAAGUAUCUUGCCUGUGUUAUGCUUUAUUUCAAGACAGUCGCAUAAGGUUUGCGCCUAAGUCCACUAAAUUCAGUGGAAAUCUUUCCAGUAAUAAGCACGGCCUCAGGCUCUUAUUGGACUUCAGUUUCAGUAUGAGCAUAACAUAAAAACAGUUGCUUAAUCAGAAAAUUAAUUUUUAGAGGCACAGAGAUUUAGGCAAUAGUACUAGGUUCUAUAGUGCUAUUCUGUUUCUGCUUUGGAUUGUGAGAUGUUGCUAAAAACUGAUGGAGUUGCUGAGGGGAAUGGAUUGUCUUUUCCACUGAUGACCUAUGCAGAAGCUUUUGCAUUUUUGCACUUAGGCAGACAAGAUAGCAUUUACAGCUCUAAAAGCUACCCAGAUCCUCUGAUAAAAGCACCUGAGUGCAUAAACCUAAUGUUGGGCAUCUCAGCUUCUGAACUCAGGCAAAACAACUCUGAUGUACAAGUGUCUGCAAAUGGAAAUACUUCUUUUACAGCACAUCAGCCUUGGGCUGGCAGUUGUGCUUUGUUGAGCAGAGAUGAUUCAGCUGAAAUACAUUUAUUUUCCCUGUCCUGCUGCCUGUCCUCCCCAGCCCUUCCCCCCGAUGGGUCCCCUGAUGCUGCCCUGCCCAAUGCAGGCAGAACACUGUGCACCUGCCCACAUUUUGUAAUCCAGUCCUUAUCCAUUGAAAAAGUUUGCUUUGCCACCUGGUUUGUUUUUUUUUUGUUGUUUGUUUGCUUUUUGUUUUUUUAUGUGGAUAACAGUGCAGGCUGCUCCAUCUCCCUUUAAAAGAUUUCCUGAAAUAAGGCAGUGUUGCCUAUAACAAAACUGCUGCUAUGUGCCUGCCUGUGCCUGUAAUACUCAUCAGGACUUUGGUGGAUGAGUGAUCUCCUGCCCACUCUCACAUAUAAUAAUGUCUGAAUAGGAAAGAUAUUUUCCUUAAAAAGAGAAAGACAGCUAAUGCCCUGUUUGUCCUUCAACUGGUCCAACGCAGUUGAAGUCACUGGAAUUAUUUAUUAUAGGCAACAAUAAAAUUGGGCACAAGAAUCCAUAGAAUGGAUGCAAAUCUACAAUUGACAUGCUCUCACUACCAAUUUUCCCCAGUUCAUAAAAUCCCUUUAUUUGUUACAGUCCCAGCUGGAUGUAAAGCAAAAAUUUUAAAUAACACUUGCUUACAGAAAGCAAAACAACCCAAACUUCCCACAUAUCUGAACAAAUUCACCCUGUUAAUGACACAGUUCUUCACAGAAAAUAAUCAGAGAUGAGGACAUUCUUAAAGCCACUCACUUUAACAUUGGAAGAUGUUCCAUCUAUAAACACGAAGACUAGUAGUAAGAUGUAAGGACUGAUGCACUGCAUUCAGCAACUUGCAAUUGCAAUGUUAGUAUUACAGGAAUUUUCCAUUUUAGUAUUGUCAUGGUCUCUUUAAAUAGUAACUGAAUCACUAGCAAGAGGGAAGCAGACACCCCAAGGAAGGCCCUGGUCAAGGCGUUGGAUUACAUCUUUCACUUAGCGCUGACAAAAGGCACGGGAUCUCAGCGUCAUUAUACAAUGCUUGCACCACUUUACCAGCUGGGCCAGACUUUAUUAAAACAUCACUAAUAUUAAAGCGUGUCUGUGAGGCCCGCAGUUGAGAGGCAAACAGCGCAGAGAUGUGCGGCUGUAGGGCAGGACGAUCCUAAACGCGACCCUUGUGGGUUCGGCUCGGUGCCGCGGCCUGGCCCCUCCGCAGCAGCGGCUGCCGGGGCCUCCGGCGCAGGCCAGGCCACAAGGGGUGUGCGUGAUGUUGCUCGGUUUUGCUGGGUUUGUUUUUUUAAAAAAGAACAAAACAGCCUCUUUUCGCCUCUCUUCUCACACCGUGGUGCCCGCAGUGACUCCCGAAUUAGAGUCACAGCAGAUCAGAUCGGCCCGGCCCGGCCCUUCCCGCCGGCGGAGCCGCUUCCCUCGCCGCGCUCCAGCGCCGAGCCUGCUUAUCUGGCAGCGUCUCAAGUUACUCCCCUCAGGCAGCUUGAGCCAGUAAAACUAGAUCCUUUCAUCUCGGCGGAGCUUACUGACAACCAGCCGUCUGGUUUCCUAGGAAACAAAAUCUUGGCUAGAAAUAGUGAAUCAUUUCCAGGUCACUUUCAACAUGGAGAGUGGAGCAGGGAAGCAUUGGACUGAGGAGGAGGUUAAAGCCUUGUUAAGCGUCUGGUCAGAAAAAAAUAUCAGAAAGCAACUGCACGGCACCCUGAGGAAUAAAGGAAUAUUUAUCUACAUUGCUAAAAGGUUACAGGAGUUGGGAGUGUGCAGGGACUGGAAACAGUGCCGUGCAAAGUACAAAAACCUGAAGUACGAAUACAGAACGGUUAAAUAUGCCCACAACUCUGGGGAUGUCACUAAAACCAUGAAGUUUUUCCAUGAUCUGGAUGCCAUAUUGCGAUAUGAGCCUGUCACACAAUUAGCAGCAGAAGAAAACGGCAGGUGUUCUGCGACUGAGACGCAGCUGAACACAAGCCCCACAACAGACAGCACGCAAGGUGAAAUACCAGUCUCUUUAGAAGAUGAUGGGGAUGCUCCAGGAGAUCCACUACUUUUUAUAUCUCAUGCCAGACCAGUUCAACUAGGUAAUCCAGCACCAGCAGUAGAGGCUUCCAAACCACUGGCUUUUAUUCCUACAGUAGCAAAUGAAGGAGGAAAACACUGGACUGUUAAUGAAGUCAGAGCUUUGAUACGCAUAUGGUCAGACAAAAACAUCCAGCAACAACUGGAGGGGACAGUGAGAAAUAAAAGAAUAUUUGAACAGGUUGCUGCUAGACUGCAAAAGUUUGGAAUUGACAGGGACUGGAAGCAGUGCAGGACAAAAUACAAAAAUCUGAAACAUGAAUACAAGAGUAUAAAAAGUGCCCAAGACUCAGGGAGUACAAGUAAAAGUAUGAAAUUUUUUAACGAACUGGAUGCUAUUCUGGGGCACUGCACCAUGGAACAAGCAACUAAAUCAGAUAAUGAUGAAAGUGAGAGGCCUCCAGAAUGGACAGAAGCAAAAUCGGAAAAGGAUUCUGUAGAAAUGCCUGGAGACACAGGUGAAGAGGACUCUGUUAGUAAUAUGUCAGAAGACCUACAGAUUGCAGAUAUAAAGAAAGUUUCUGAUUCAGAAAUCCUUGAAGAUGACAGGGACUUUGCCAACUCCACCCCAGCAGCUCUGGAAGCCACACAAAUAAAGAAGGAGACGAUUGAUAUAGAUGAUGAUUCUAUAAGCACUACCUCAGAAGACAGAUCUUGUACACCAGUAGCAAAACGGAUGGUUGGUACAGACAAUCACAUUCCCUUGGAAGAAGCACAAAAUCACUUUAAAGUUAUUACAGUUAAUGAUACAGGAGCAGGAAAACACUGGAGUGAUAAUGAAGUUAGGGCUCUGAUAAACAUAUGGUCAGAUGAGAAGAUACAACAAAUGCUUGAAGGGGCCACAAGAAAUAAGGAAAUAUUUGAAGAAAUUGCCAGAAGGUUAAUGAAAUGUGGCAUAGACAGAGACUGGAAACAAUGUCGUACGAAGUACAAGAACCUAAAAUACGAAUACCGUGCACUGCAGAAAGAAAAUGAACAUCUUGGAAAUCCCAGGAGAAAAAUGAGAUUUUAUGAUGAAGUUGACUGUAUCUUAAGAAGACAGCCUCUGGGAACCUCAGGCUGGGGAUGUGAAAGCUCAAGUCUCCUAUCAGUUUCAGUGGGAGAUGCUACAGACACAGGAUCUUUGAGUAUCAAGAGAAAAACAUGGAAUGAUGAGGUGUCACCUGUUCCACUUAAGAAAAGUGCUUCUGAAAACACCACACUCCACUUUCAAAAACUAUUAACAGAGAGAGUGCACACGGUAACAGAAGGCAAAAAAUUACUAUUUGAAAGGCUCUGUAAGCAGGAAGAAAUGCAAGAGCUCAACAGAACACAGCUGUAUGCUGAUCCAUCAGCCAUACAACAGUGUGCCUGUCCUUUUAGAAGAAAUACUAACCUGAUGGAAGUAGCUAGCACUGCAGAGAUAACAAACUUAAUUUUAAAUUAUGCCUGAUGCACAAGGAUCCAAAUCUUUCCAAACCUUGCUGUCAAUUCAGCACAAUGGUCCCCAAACCCCUCUUUACCUAGUUCCAGAAAAUAAAAAACAAAGACUUUGAAUUAAUUGAAAUCAGCAGACCUUUCAAGAACAUGUAUCUGUCUUUAAAUGCUGAUACUCAGGUGAGAAUGACACAAAAGCACUGAGGCAAACGAUUUGCUGAAUUCUUAGCAGGUCAGAGCAGAGAACUGCAGAGCACACUUGCAGUCUUUACUUGGAAAUUUUUCAUAUCAACACUAGGUGGUAGACAUGAAGCAAGAACUGACAGAAAUAAAAAAGAACACAAGUGUCUUUACUUUCCAAGUAAAGAGUUUUUCCUUCAGUAAACUUUUCAGAGAGCAGGAUUUAUCUGACAAACAAAUGUCCAAAGAAGAUGGACUUCCCUUUGUGUGGGAUUCCUCUUCUAUUUUGCUUUGUGACUGCAAAGUUAGCUUGCUUUUUGUAAAUGCUUUGUCAGGAAGCUGUCUUCUGUCCUGCUGUUCAUUUAUUGUAGAUUAAAGAUGGUAAGAGAUGCCAGGUGCAAGAUGGGGUAUUUGGCAUCAUCUGAUAUUUGUGUGUUACUCCCAUUUAUACAGAUAAAAAUUAAUUUACUUGAGACAGAUGAAGUGAUAUCAAGACAACCUUUCUUCACUGUGGUUGUAGUUACAAUUUCACAUUAACUUUUUGCUUAGAGACAAAAUUACCAGUAAUGUUGCACAUGUGCCUGAAGGUGGGACAUCAUCUGACGUGCUAAAUGGUUAUUUGUAGGGAACUACCACAGGACUGCAAUGGUUUGGAAGAGAACCUUUCUUAGACAUAGAUCCUCAACAGAAAGGCCACACCAAGUCACCAUGUCCAUGUAACUGAUCCUGG